AUGUGCUCCCUCAGGAACGUGGCCACUCGGAGGGCGCCUUGGCGGCCACUCUAGCCGUGGUCCCAUGAUUUCAGCUGGCUCUAUGUCUGCAAACUCUCUAUGGUGUUGGCAACAACAUGUGGCGCCUCCCAGGGUUCCUGGGCCGAGCACUUCCCCGCCUGCUGGGGCCUGGCCUCAGGGGUGUGAACCCCAAGUCCGUAAGCCCAGAUGGACCUCAGACUACUUCCUCUGCCCUCCUGGCCCCUGCGCCCAACUUUGACAGGUCAGGCCCCCAUGGCUCAAGCCUAGGUACAAGCCGGGGUCCAAGAUGCCAUGGAUGGAAAGAUGCCUUCCAGUGGAUGUCUGCUCGUGUCUCUCCAAACGCCCUGUGGGAUGCCAUAUCAUGGGGUGCUCUGACGGUGCUAGCCCUGCAGCUGGCAAGGCAGAUCCACUACCAGGCUUUCCAGCCGACAGGACCUCUGCGGGCCGAGCACUGCUCCUGGCGCAGCCCUCUGGUCCGCUUCCUCUCAUCUCCCUUGUGGCACCAGUGCUCCUCCCUUCGGAGACAUAUUCUUCCCAGCCCUAACAGCCCUGCUUCCAGACACCCAGAGCCCAGAGAAGCCAGGCUGGGGCAGGAAGAGCCCUUCACACAGCCUGAAAGCCCCUCGUCACACAGCUCCUUGAGAGCAGCUAGGCUGCACGAGCCCUCUGAGGAAGAUCUUGGUGAUAUCAGCUUCCUGUGUGCCAGUAGUGACUUUGCAGACAAGGCAAAGCCAGCCCAACCUCAGCCCACAGGCAAAAAGCAGGAACAAGAGAAGGCAAAAACUGUUUCCCUCGAGGAAGCUGUAGCUUCCAUCCAGCAGCUCUUCCAGCUCAGCAUUUCCAUCGCAUUCAACUUCCUGGGGACAGAGAGCAUGAAGAAUGGGGACUACACAGCAGCCUUUUCAUACUUCCAGAAAGCAGCAGACCGUGGCUACAGCAAAGCACAGUACAACGUGGGCCUGUGCUAUGAGCACGGCAGAGGCACCCCCAGGGACCUCCUCAAGGCAGUCAUUUCUUACCAGUUGGCCGCCAGCCAGGGCCACAUUCUGUCUCAGUACCGCUAUGCCAGGUGCCUGCUGCAGGAGCCAGCCUCUGUGGGGGACCCUGAGUGUCAGAGGGCAGUGACAGUGCUGAAACAGGCAGCAGACUCAGGCCUGAGAGAGGCCCAGGCUUUCCUCGGCGUGCUUUUCACCAAGGAACCACAUCUGGAUGAGCGCAAAGCGGUGAAAUACCUGUGGCUUGCAGCCAGCAAUGGGGACUCGCAGAGCAUGUAUCAUUUGGGAAUCUGCUAUGAGAAGGGCCUUGGUGUGCAAAGAAGCCUGGGAGAGGCUGUGAGAUGUUACCAGCGAUCAGCAGCUCUGGGCAAUGAGCCAGCCCGGGAGAGACUACAGACCGUAUUUUCCGUGGAGGUUGCAGCCCUGAGGCCCAGUGACUUGGCAGUUUCUGGUCUGAAGUCCUUCUCCAGCCCCUCCCUCCGCAGCCUGAACACCCUACUGGCAGGAGCCUCGGACCUGCCCCACGCUGCCAGCACAGGGAACCUUGGCCUCCUCUGCAAAAGCGUGCGACCUGGAGGCGAGCUUGGAGCCCCCAACAGGGCCCUCCCCAUGCAAAGGAGUCUUGUCAGCCUAGGUUUUGGCUAAAGACCUCACUUCAGCCCUAAUGAGGGAGCUUGUGGGCUACCACGGAAGAGACCAGUUACCCCCCCUAGUGACCUUCCUUACCUGCCCCACACAACAAAGAAGAGAAAAGUGUGUGAAGACUCCACUCUGGUCCUGGCCCCUGGGAGCUUCGACUUGACUGACUGUAUUGUCUUCUCAGUUGUAAACCAAGGACCAUGUUGUCUGCCUUCCUAUACUGCUGGGGGCAUGCUACUGUGGAAGGGACUCUGGCACUCCCUUCAGCCCUUGGAGGCAGAAAGAUGCCAGGCAUUAGGACUGAGUCACCGACCCAGGUGAGGUCCUACAACUCCUGACCUGGGGCUCUUGCAUUGGUUCACGCUGUGUUUUUAAUGUGGAAGCGUUGCUACCAUCCAGCUGAUGGGAGGGAGCGUGUGGAGGUGUGCACCUGGAGUCUUGGAGCAGGAGAGUGUGGAUUCCCAGAGCCUUGCUUGUGAAGGGUGUGCCAGGAAAGCAUGGGAGUGUAAUAAAAGAGCUAUUGGAUUAUCUCA
Erinaceus europaeus (western European hedgehog) is the source of this 2188-nucleotide messenger RNA. RefSeq names its product DAP3 binding cell death enhancer 1 (gene DELE1). Gene Ontology annotation, molecular function: protein binding. The record is from RefSeq and is a predicted model, not a curated record. NCBI's taxonomy places the organism in Eukaryota, Metazoa, Chordata, Mammalia, Eulipotyphla, Erinaceidae. The transcript has 13 exons. Bases 117 to 1661 code for a protein of 514 amino acids.